ACCGAACCUGCCCUCGACCCCUUCUUUUUGCUGCUUUCAAAAUUCGCUUCCAAGAAUCCACGACACGCACUUCCCUCUCUCUAAAAAUUUAGAAACCCCCAAUCUAAGAGAAAGAGAAGAACAUAUUUCACAUGGCGAAACCCUCGAAGAAACGAACGUCGUCGGAUGAGGCGAUGUCAUCGGAGGAAGAGCCACUCAACGAGCAGAUCAACGAAGAGGAAGACGAGGAGGAGAUCGAGGAGGUGGCUCGCUCAGUUGAUUCCGAUGACGAUGAGGCCGAUGGAGAUGCUGAAGGUGAUGAAGGCGAGGAGGCUGAUGAAGAAGGAACCAGCAAUGAAAUUAGCAAGCGUGAAAAGGAGAGACUCAAAGAAAUGCAAAAAUUGAAGAAACAUAAGAUUCAGGAGAUAUUGGAUCAACAAAAUGCUGCUAUAGAUGCUGAUAUAAAUAACAAGGGGAAGGGACGCUUGAAAUAUUUACUGCAGCAAACUGAGUUGUUUGCUCACUUUGCUAAACAUGAUCAAUCAGCAUCCCAGAAGAGGGCUAAGGGAAGGGGUCGACAUGCCUCAAAAGUAACUGAAGAGGAGGAAGAUGAAGAAUAUCUGAAGGAGGAAGAGGAUGGUUUAUCAGGAAACACACGGCUGGUGGCACAACCAUCUUGUAUUCAGGGAAAGAUGAGGGAUUACCAACUUGCUGGAUUGAACUGGCUUAUAAGGCUGUAUGAGAAUGGUAUAAAUGGAAUCCUUGCAGAUGAAAUGGGUCUUGGCAAAACCUUACAAACAAUCUCUUUAUUGGGCUACCUGCAUGAAUUUAGAGGAAUCACUGGUCCUCAUAUGGUAGUUGCUCCAAAAUCUACACUUGGUAACUGGAUGAAUGAAAUUCGUCGAUUUUGUCCAGUUUUACGUGCUAUCAAGUUUCUUGGCAAUCCUGAUGAAAGAAAACAUAUACGUGAGGAGUUACUGGUUGCUGGGAAAUUUGAUGUAUGUGUUACGAGUUUUGAAAUGGCCAUCAAAGAGAAGUCUAUCUUGCGUCGCUUCAGUUGGCGGUAUAUUAUCAUUGAUGAAGCUCAUCGGAUUAAGAAUGAAAAUUCUCUCCUUUCAAAAACAAUGAGGCUUUAUAACACCAAUUACCGCCUCCUCAUUACUGGUACUCCACUUCAGAACAAUCUUCAUGAACUCUGGGCUCUUCUCAACUUUCUUCUGCCAGAGAUUUUUAGCUCAGCUGAAACUUUUGAUGAAUGGUUUCAAAUUUCUGCUGAAAAUGACCAGCAGGAAGUUGUUCAACAACUGCACAAGGUCCUUCGGCCAUUUCUUCUCCGAAGAUUGAAAUCAGAUGUUGAGAAAGGUUUGCCUCCCAAGAAGGAAACCAUACUGAAGGUUGGAAUGUCCCAGAUGCAGAAACAGUACUACAGGGCCUUACUGCAGAAAGAUCUUGAAGUUGUGAAUGCUGGUGGAGAACGGAAGCGUCUUUUGAACAUAGCAAUGCAGCUUCGCAAAUGCUGUAAUCAUCCAUAUCUUUUCCAGGGUGCUGAGCCUGGUCCACCUUACACUACAGGAGAGCAUCUUGUUACCAAUGCUGGUAAGAUGGUUUUGUUGGAUAAGUUACUUCCUAAGCUAAAAGAGAGGGAUUCCAGGGUCUUAAUUUUUUCACAGAUGACGAGGUUGCUUGACAUUCUCGAAGACUAUUUAAUUUUUAGUGGGCAUCAGUAUUGUCGGAUUGAUGGGAAUACUGGCGGAGAAGAUCGUGAUGCUUCCAUCGAUGCCUUUAACAGGCCAGGAAGUGAGAAAUUUUGCUUCUUGUUGUCAACAAGAGCUGGAGGUCUGGGUAUCAAUCUUGCUACUGCAGAUGUUGUCAUUCUUUAUGACAGUGACUGGAACCCACAAGUUGAUUUGCAAGCUCAGGACCGUGCUCAUAGGAUUGGUCAAAAGAAAGAAGUCCAAGUGUUCCGAUUUUGCACAGAGUAUACGAUUGAGGAAAAAGUGAUUGAGAGGGCUUAUAAGAAGCUUGCACUUGAUGCUUUAGUGAUCCAACAAGGAAGAUUAGCAGAGCAGAAAACUGUUAAUAAAGACGAGCUGCUUCAAAUGGUGAGGUUUGGGGCUGAGAUGGUUUUCAGCUCAAAGGAUAGUACGAUUACAGAUGAGGACAUUGACAGAAUCAUUGCUAAGGGAGAAGAGGCAACAGCUGAGCUCGAUGCCAAGAUGAAGAAAUUCACUGAAGAUGCAAUCAAAUUUAAAAUGGAUGACAAUGCUGAAUUAUAUGAUUUUGAUGAUGACAAGGAUGAAAACAAGUUCGACUUUGAGAAAAUUGUCAGUGAGAACUGGAUCGAACCUCCAAAGAGGGAGCGGAAGCGCAAUUACUCAGAAUCUGAAUACUUUAAGCAAACAAUGCGUCAAGGUGGUCCGGCAAAACCAAAGGAGCCUCGAAUUCCUCGCAUGCCUCAAUUGCAUGAUUUCCAGUUUUUCAACACACAGAGGCUUAGUGAGUUGUAUGAAAAAGAAGUACGCUACCUCAUGCAAGCACAUCAAAAGAAUCAACUGAAAGAUACAAUUGAUGUGGAUGAACCUGAAGAGACGAGAGAUCCAUUGACUGCUGAGGAACUGGAAGAAAAAGAACGGCUUUUGGAAGAGGGAUUUUCCUCAUGGAGUAGAAGAGACUUCAAUACCUUUAUUAGGGCUUGUGAAAAAUAUGGUCGAAAUGACUUAAAAAGUAUUGCUACUGAACUGGAAGGGAAAACAGAAGAGGAAGUUGAAAGAUACGCUAAAGUUUUCAAAGAGCGAUACAAAGAGUUAAAUGAUUAUGAUAGGAUCAUUAAGAACAUUGAAAGAGGGGAGGCCAGAAUUUCUCGUAAAGAUGAGAUCAUGAAAGCAAUUGGGAAGAAAUUGGAUCGUUACAAGAAUCCUUGGCUUGAAUUGAAGAUCCAGUAUGGUCAGAACAAAGGGAAAUUGUACAAUGAAGAAUGUGAUCGUUUCAUGAUGUGCAUGGUUCACAAGCUUGGAUAUGGGAACUGGGAUGAGCUGAAAGUGGCUUUCCGUACAUCACCUUUGUUUCGUUUUGAUUGGUUUGUAAAGUCUCGGACAACUCAAGAACUUGCAAGGAGAUGUGAUACCUUAAUUCGGUUGGUGGAGAAGGAAAACCAAGAACAUGAUGAGAGGGAGAGACAGGCUCGUAAAGAAAAGAAGCUUGCCAAGCAGAGCAUGACGCUGUCGAAGCGUUCAAUGGGAAGACAGACCGAGAGCCCUCCUUCCCAAAAGAAGCGGAAGCAGUUGUCAAUGGAUGAUUACCUAACCACAGGAAAAAGGAAGAAGUAAUCCUGAGUAUAUAUUAUAGGAUUUUGUGAGGGGGUACAAAUCUCAACUAUAUUAUUCUACUAGUAGUAGUAUGAUGGUGAGUGCCCCUUGUUGCUGUCAGUCAGUGAUCCCAUGGUCUUGCUUGCGGAGAGGGCCAACAUUAGAUUUCGAGAUGUAUAAAAUGUAAGAGUCUACUUUUGAACUAUUAUUAUAUUUAUUGCAGUAAGUUCAAUGGAUUUAUUGGGUGAACA
Messenger RNA from Populus nigra (black poplar), 3535 nucleotides. Its product is annotated as ISWI chromatin-remodeling complex ATPase CHR11-like. Gene Ontology annotation, biological process: nucleosome organization; regulation of transcription by RNA polymerase II. Lineage: Eukaryota; Viridiplantae; Streptophyta; Magnoliopsida; Malpighiales; Salicaceae. The transcript is spliced from 25 exons. Bases 132 to 3305 code for a protein of 1057 amino acids. Gene Ontology annotation, molecular function: ATP-dependent chromatin remodeler activity; nucleosome binding; ATP hydrolysis activity. The record is from RefSeq and is a predicted model, not a curated record. Gene Ontology annotation, cellular component: chromatin; nucleus.